CUUGAACGUCCUCGUGUUGCUGUUCAGAAAACUAGCGCAACGUAGUCCAUCGCGGAAACAUAAAGAUUGUGUCGUUCACUCUUUUGAAGCAUAGACUUCCAAUCCCUCGCCCUGUAACCAUCGGCAGAAGUCGGUGCUUCUAUGUCAACAAGAAAUCUUCACCCCUCCGAAAUUAGACCCUAUUAUCUACGGUUCUGUACCUAUCAGUUCCGAUGAACCAAAGGACUAGGUCUGUUGUCAAGUGCUAUAUAAAGGUAGCCACCGAAUUCAGCUCACAACUUCUCCGCAAAUCUUCACCAUGUCAAACGAACAAGUAUCAAUUGCGCCGCUCAACCAGGCGUUAUUGGGAGUCUUCUGUCACGGCAUUCACACUUGCAUUUUGGCGUUCGCUUUAUGGGCGAUAUUCUCGAGCAAACAACCCCGAUCCAAAACACGAAACAUUAUGGUUUUCUUGAUUAUAUGCUUGUAUAUCUUCGCCUCGAUUUCUGUCACCACGAACUGGGCUUGGAUUAUCUACCUCUACAUUGGGGAAGGAGACUCUAGCCUUGUGCAGAAGCUUUACCAUUGGGCGGGAAUCGCACUGGGUAUCAAUGCUGGCAUUGCUGACUGUAUCACGAUCUGGCGUUGUUGGAUUAUCUGGGGCCGUCAUUGGCCAUUCGUUAUAUUGCCAAUACUACUACUUCUGGCUCAAGGAGUCUCUGGCUGUUUCGCAUUCCAACACAACUUGCAAAAUACAGUUGUCGGUCACUCGCCAUCGGAAGUCAACUGGACAAUGAUAUACCUUUCCUGCUCCUUAGGAACCACACUUUGGUGCACCAUACUCAUAAUCUAUCGUAUUCUGACGGUCAAGAGGUACACAGACGACAGUACCGGUACGCUCACCUACCGCCGAAUCGUCGAGAUUCUAGUUGAAUCCGCCUCGCUCUAUGCCGUCGGCUUAAUAGGAUACAUGGUUUUACUCACUCUCAACGUGGCUACAUCUUUUUAUCCGCAAACCCUCUACGUUUCAAUAACUGCAAUCUCACCUACGCUUAUCGCGGCACGCGUUGCGUCGGGGAAUGCACGUCCCAAUGACAGCUGGCAAGCGAGCAACAUUGCUUCUUCAUUAUGGUUUGGGUCGGCGGUUCGCUCGACAAGCAUGAAUCCUGAUGGCGAGUUAACUGCUAAUGGGAGUGGUGUUGACCUGGAACACGGUGUAUCAGACACGAUUUAUGAUCACGAGCCCGAGAGCGUUGUGAAUCCUGGCCAGGGAGCAGACUAGCCGGAGAACAGGAAAAGCAGAGUCGCUUCAAGUCCGUGGUCAUGGUGAAUAUCAAGGACUUUGUUCUAUGCACCUCAGAGACGCCCAUGCUGUGUCAUAGAGUGGUUCGGAUUAUGUGUUGGUACGAGAUUUUUAAUGAUUCAUCUUUUUUAAGUUAGG
This is a messenger RNA of Desarmillaria tabescens, 1420 nucleotides long. RefSeq lists its product as uncharacterized. The coding region runs from base 299 to 1261 and encodes 320 amino acids. The record is from RefSeq and is a predicted model, not a curated record. NCBI's taxonomy places the organism in Eukaryota, Fungi, Basidiomycota, Agaricomycetes, Agaricales, Physalacriaceae. The transcript has 7 exons.